This is a messenger RNA of Drosophila bipectinata, 8074 nucleotides long. It is a transcript of the gene trr, whose product is annotated as trithorax-related. Gene Ontology annotation, molecular function: histone H3K4 methyltransferase activity; histone binding; transcription coactivator activity. The record is from RefSeq and is a predicted model, not a curated record. Gene Ontology annotation, biological process: positive regulation of transcription by RNA polymerase II. NCBI's taxonomy places the organism in Eukaryota, Metazoa, Arthropoda, Insecta, Diptera, Drosophilidae. Gene Ontology annotation, cellular component: MLL3/4 complex; nucleus.
GCAACUCUGUAUUUUGUAUUUUUCUGCGGUAUUUUUUUCAUGUAUUUUCAAUUCGACCAGCCAAAAAAGUGUUGGAUACACUGCUUCUGCAUAGAAACUAAAUUUCCUGUCCCACACACGAAAAGCAAAAAGUGCAUGUUUUCCGCUGGCGAACCGAUUGCAGCAAGCAGGCUAGCAGGCAGUGGCUAGCUAGCCAUCUCCCUCUGGCCAUUCCGCAUCUCCGCGACCGCAUCCCGAAAUCCGGAGGAGAGUCCGCGUUUAGCGUUUUCCACUUGUGUGUGUUUUUUGUUAUGAAUAUAUCGAAGGUGACAACAUCGCUUGGUGGCGCCGAAAAGGCGAAGCCCGCAACUUCCGCCACUGCCGUUGUCGUUGCAGCAGGGAGCGGAAGUGCCACAGUUGGUGGCGGUGGCACUACUGGUAGCGGUGGUGGUGGUGGUGGUGCACCCAUCUUCAAUGCGGUCAGCAUACAGAAGCGCUCCAGUGCCGAGGACUCUGCAGAGGAUUCCUCCGCUCGCAAAAAGCAAAAGACAACCGAACUGAUAAUCGCCAAGAGCGCCACAGCGGCGACUCCGACCCAGCAACUGCUCUACCAACUAAAGCCCAAGAAUCCCAGCGAGCAGUCCGACAACCAGCAGCCGGAGGAUGCCACCGUUUGGACUCCCGGCGACCAGCAACAGAUCAUAGUGUGCAAUUUCGGCGAGAUGAGCGCAAUAAAGUCUCAGGAUGAGUCCGAAAAGCAGAACUUUAGCUUCACCAAAAAAGAGGCCGGCUCAUCCAGCUCGUCCUCCUCCUCCACAGCAUCCAUCAUAUCGCUAGAGCCCAGUGGUUCUGGCCAGGAUCAGGGCGAUAGCCAGCCCGUGGGCAAGGCCGAAGACCUGGACUUUGUUCUAAUGCCCGCCGCCAGUACUGACAACUCCACUGCGAAUGCAGCCACAACAGGAGGGGGAGGCAGUACCUCCGGCAUAACCUCCACAAUCAUUUUGAACGCCAACAAUGGCGGAACGACGACGACGGGCGUGGCGGGGACAACCACCACGAUUCUCACCCAGAAGCCGGGCCAGGCCAACUUUAACAUCUUCAAUGUACCCGUGACCGCCACGGGGAGCCAGACGCCGAUGACCACGAUCCUGAACCGGGCCAACCUGCACCAGAAGAUGAAGACGACCCAGCUGGUUGUGAACGCCAAGAAGCUUUCGGAGGUUACCCAGACCACGGCCAAGGUGUCCAUUGGCAAUAAGACGAUAUCGGUGCCGCUGCUGAAGCCCCUGAUCAGUGCCAGUGGAGUUGCCACCGCCGGUGGGGCCACCAUCGUGGAGAGCAAGCAGCUGCUGCAGGCGGCCGGUGGCCAGGUGACCGCUAAUGCAGUGGUUAGUGCCGCCAGUGUCGCGGGCGGGCAGCAGGUGCUGCCACACGGUCACCCCCAGCCGCGCCAGCACAACUUCACCAACCUGAUCAAGCGCGGCCCCAAGAACCCCGCCACUAUAGUCUCCUUCUCCGGAUUGCAAAUCAAGCCGGCCACCACGAAGUUCGUGGCCGCCAAGGUGGUCAGCAAGAAGAUGUCGCUGCAGCUCCAGCAACAGCAACUCCAGCAGCAGCAGACGCAGCAGCAGCUGCAGGUGACGAGUGGCGCCAGCUUGGCCCCCGCCACGGGCAGCAUCGUCACCAUAACCACCACCAAUCCCAGCCAGACGUACGCCAUGGUCCAGGAUGCUGCAGCAGGCGCCGGAGCCGGAUCCAAUUCCAGCUCCAUCACGGAGGAUGAGAGCCCGGCGCCGCGGAAGAUCACCUACAACACCGAGAACAUUCAGAAGAUCCUGAACAAAAGCAAGAACCAGGACCAGCCGGAGGAGUUCGCGAACAUCAACAGCGUGGUGAUCAAGCCCCUGGACAAGACCACCCUGAACUGCCCCACUAGCUUCAACAUCUUCAAGCAGCAGCAACAGGCUGUCACGGUGGCGGCGGCGGCGGCGGGGCAGCAGGGCAACCAGAACCAGACUCCGGCCACCUCCUCCACCGCCUCGGACCUGGCCUCCGCCUCCACAGUCUCCGUCUCUGCCGGCACCAUCUGCAUCAAUAGCCCGGUGGUGGGCACGCGGCCCAUCAUCUCCAUCACCAACAACAAGAACAUAUCCCUGGUGCUGUCGAAGACGACGAUGGCCCAGCAGAAGCCCAAGAUGAUAACCACCACCACUAUGGCCACGAUGCACCAGGCUCUGAACCAGGAGGCCGCCAACGACAAGGGAGCCGUAGGUGUGGUGGGAGGCGGGGCUGCGGCGCCGCCAAUGCAGCUCAAGCAGACGCCCACGAAGCUGAGUGUGAGCCUGACCUCCAGCCAGCAGAGUGGGGUGGGCCAGGAGGCCAAGCUGGAGGAGAUCGGCAGUGAGCCGAAGGUGAAGCUGCUGGUGAAGCAGGAGGUGCCGGUGGUGAAGAGCAGGGAGGCGACCACGCCCACGGGUCAAGACCCCGAGCAGGAUUCCACCCCCGAGAAGCAGCGCCUAAACGCCAGCACCACCCUGACGCCCAUCAACCAGGUGCCGACGGGCGGUGUGGGGAGCACAGCGCCCCAGGCCCCUACCUCGAAUCCCAGCACCCCCAACUCCAAUCCCGCCACGCCACAGAACACGCACAACAACCAGCGGUCCGGGACGGACGAGUCCAACAACGCCCUGCUGAAGCAGCUGCUCCAGAACACCAGCAACAGCCACAGCCUCAACCAGAUAAGCAUCACAUCGGCCCACGUGGCCAACGCCUCGGCCACGCCCCCGUUGUCGGCGCGCAAGGUGAUCAACGUGCGGGCGCCUAGCAUGGGACCUGCUCCCAGCAGCCUCGAGGCUCAGCUGGCGCGUCCGGUGAAGCCGCCCCUGCCCACAGCCACGCCGGGAGGCACGACGUCGUCUGGCAGUGGCGGCGGCAGCAGUGGAAGUGCCAACAGCAGCAGCAGUGCCCCCGUCACGUCCACAUCCACCACGACGAUGGCUGGAGCAGGCAGCUCCACUGUAUCCGCUGCGGGGACGGCGGUGGCACCAGUGCCCGCCACCACGUCGGGGCCGAUUGCGACUCCCGUGGGUGCCGGAGAAGCGAAGAUGGAGCCGAAGGCAGAGGCACCUGUGGCGGUUAACCAAAACCAAGUGCCACCGCCACCUCCUCCACCACAGCAGCAGCAGCCGGCGCCGCAGCAGCAGCACCUGCCAGUGCAGCCACCUGUUCAGCCUCCCCAGGCAUCCCAGCCAGCCCAGCCCCCAGCGCAUCCAGUCACCAAACAGACCGUACAAAUAGUGUCCAAGGAGACCUCGUUUAUAUCGGGGCCACCCAAACCAGUGGCGGAGGCCAAUCCCAAGCCCAAUGAGCUGCUGCCUCCGCCGCCGUACGAACUGGCCACGGCGCCCGUCUCCAACGUCACCAUCUCCAUAUCCACCAAGCAGCCGGCGGCCAAGGAGCUGCAGAUGAAGCCCAAGGCGGUGGCCAUGUCGCUGCCCAUGGAGCAGGGCGACGAGUCGCUGCCUGAGCAGGCGGACCAGCCCCCGAAUCAGGAUCUGGGCGCCACACCAGCCGGCGGAGCACCGCCCACAGCCGCGGCAGCUACGGUGCCGUGGAGCAACAGCAACCAUCUGGAGGCGGGCGUGGGCGCCACCAAGAUACCGUUCAAGCCGGGAGAAGCCCAGAAGAGGAAGCUGCCCAUGCACCCGCAGAUGGAGGAGAAGCAGCUUCAGGGGCAGCUGGAGGAGAAGCAUCUGCAGGUGCAGCUCCAGCAGCUGGUCGAUCCCGGCCAGGUGACGCCCGGCACUCCCACGCCGGACAAGGUGCAUCUCAUAUCCUCGGUGCUGACGGGCUACGUGAAGAAGCCCGGAACUGCCGGCGAAGCCACCAUCCAGGCCGUCCCAAACCAGAGCCCGGGCCAGGCGCAGAUGCAGGCCCAGUUGCACGCGGCCAUGCAGGCUCAGCUGCCGGUCCAGAUGCCGGGACAGAUGCCCAAUCAGAUCCAGGGCCAGAUCCCAGCCCAAAUGCAGAUCCAGGUCCAGCAGCAGCAACACCAUCAGCAGCCCCAUCCACAGCAGCAGCAGCAGACGCACCAGCAACACCAGGUGCUGCAGGUGGGCCAGGGUCAGGGGCCGAUGGCUGGAGGCGGAGUGCCCGCCAUGCCGGUAGAGCCCAAGGCGGGGGACCAGCGCAAGCGACGCAAGCGGGAAGUGCAGAAGCCCAGGCGCACCAACCUGAAUGCUGCCCAGACGGCGGCGGGAGUGCUGAAGGAUCUGACGGGCACUCUGCCGGCGGGAGCCAUGGUCCAGCUGACCGGGAUGCCGCCGGGCACCCACUACAUCCAGGGCGGCAGCAACAGCGUGAUCAGCAACUCUGGAGCGGGCGGCGUGACGCCCGGAGGAGCCGGAUCCGCCGCCAGCGCCUCGCCAGCGAUGAUGAAGAAGCGAGUGCGCAAGCUUUCCAAGGUGGAGGAGGACCACGAUGCAUUUACCGAGAAGCUGCUGACCCACAUCCGCCAGAUGCAGCCGCUGCAGGUCCUGGAGCCGCACCUGAACCGCAACUUUCACUUCCUGAUGGGAAGCAACGAGACGCCAAGCACACCACCGGCUGGAAGCGGAGGAGCGGCGGCCACCCCAACGGCCUCGGGCGGAGGCAAGGUCAAGGGCGGAUCCCUGAACUCCCGGGGCUGGCCGCUGGGCAGGCAUUUAGAGGGACUGGAGGACUGCGACAGCGCCACCUUCGGACGCUUCGGGCGCGUCCGCAUCCCGGGCAUACCCUCGCUCUACGACUCCGACCGCUUCGGCGGCAGCGGUGGCCUGGUGGGGGGCUCGGCCUGCACGCGCUCCCCCUCGCCGUCGCUCUCGCCGGGAUCGGACAAGAACAGCCUGCCCCUGUCGAGCAUUCAGAACGACUUCUACGACCAGGAGUUCUCCACGCACAUCGAGCGCAAUCCGCGCGAGCGCCUGCUCCGGCACAUCGGCGCUGUCCGGGACUGCAACCUGGAGACUGUGGAGCUGGUGGAGAGCGACAGUGUGGCGGCGUGGGCGGCCCUGCCCCGGGUCACGCGCUACCCGGGCCUGGUCCUGCUCAACGGUAACAGCAGGUGCCAUGGAAGGAUGUCGCCGGUGGCGCAGCCGGAGGAUCCGAUCACCAUGCGCGUCCCUGUGUCGCCGCUGAUCCGCUCCUGCGGCGAGGAGCUGCGCAAGACCCAGCAACUGGAACUGGGCACUGGCUCGAAUAACAACAACAACAACAACUACCAGCAGAAGAACCAGAAUGUGAUACUCUCGCUGCCCGCCAGCUCCGCCUCGUCGGACAACAUAGCCGGCGUGCUGCGGGAUCUGGCCAAUCUGCUGCACCUGGCGCCGUCGCUGACCUGCAAGAUCCUGGAGGACAAGGCGCAGGUGGGCGGCGAGAAGCUGGAGGUGGACCAGGAGGACACCAGGGACGACUUCAAGCGUCCGCUAAACAUCAGCCACAGCCACCUGCGCAAGAUCCUCAACGGGCGCCGGAAGCUGUGUCGCAGCUGCGGCAAUGUGGUCCACGCCUCCGGCCUGCGGGUGCCCCGCCACAGUCUGCCCUCGCUGGAGGAGCAGCUGCCCCGGCUGGCCCAGCUCAUGGCCAUGCUGCCGAAGAAGCCCACACCAGCGCCGUUCGUCUACUUCUGUGACCGAUCCUGCUUCGCGCGAUUCAAGUGGAGUGCCGGCAAGGAGAGCCAGGCGGAGGCGGCCAGCCUCCUGCUGCAGCCGGCGGGCGGCGCCUGCGCCUCCUCCACCUCCUCUUCCGCCUCUGUGUCGGCCACCGCCUCCGCCAGCGAGUCCCCGUCGCCGGCCUUGGCGGAGACCGUGGAGAAGCAAGAGCCGGAAGACGAGCAGGACGUGAAGCAUCCGGCCAUACCCGGCACCCCAGUGCAGCGCAAGUGCAUCGUAAAGUGCUUCAGUGCGGACUGCUUCGGACUGGACCUUGACGAGGCGGGAAGGGCAGCGGGCACGGGAUCAGGCGCACCUGGAACUGGAGCGGCCAACAACACGGUCUGGGAGUCGGAUGCCAGCAGCCAGCAGCUGGAGGACACGCGGCAGUGCGUCUUCUGCAACCAGCGGGGCGACGGCCAGGCGGAUGGACCCUCGCGACUGCUCAACUUUGACGUGGACAAAUGGGUGCAUCUCAACUGCGCCCUGUGGUCGAAUGGCGUCUACGAGACCGUGUCCGGCGCCCUGAUGAACUUUCAGACGGCGCUCCAGGCGGGCCUGAACCAGGCCUGCAGUGCCUGCCACCAGCUGGGCGCCACCAUCAAGUGCUUCAAGUCGCGCUGCAACAGCCUCUACCAUCUGCCGUGCGCGAUCCGCGAGGAGUGCGUCUUCUACAAGAACAAAUCCGUCCACUGCAGUGCCCACGGUCAUCCGCACGGCGGCAUCGGCGGUGUGGGAGGCGGCGGAGCGGGCAGUGCGUCUGGCGGCGGCCUGGCAUCUGGCGCUGGGAGCGAGAACGAACUCAGCUCGCUGGUGGUCCACCGGCGGGUGUUCGUGGAUCGCGACGAGAACCGGCAGGUGGCCACCGUGAUGCACUACUCGGAGCUGAGCAACCUGCUGCGCGUCGGCAACAUGACCUUCUUGAACGUGGGCCAGCUCCUGCCGCACCAGCUGGAGGCCUUCCACACGCCCCACUACAUCUACCCCAUUGGGUACAAGGUGAGUCGCUACUACUGGUGUGUCCGCCAGCCGAACCGGAGGUGCCGCUACAUAUGCAGCAUAGCAGAGGCUGGGUGCAAGCCCGAGUUCCGCAUCCUGGUGCAGGACGCCGGCGACAAGGAGCCGGAGCGUGAGUUCCGCGACAGCUCGCCGACGGCCGUGUGGCAGCAGAUCCUCCAGCCCAUCACCCGGAUGCGCAAGGUCCACAAAUGGCUGCAGCUCUUUCCCCAGCACAUCAGCGGCGAGGAUCUGUUCGGGCUGACGGAGCCGGCCAUCGUGCGGAUACUGGAGAGCCUGCCCGGCAUCGAGACCCUCACCGACUACCGCUUCAAGUACGGCCGCAAUCCUCUGCUGGAGUUCCCGCUGGCCAUCAAUCCAUCGGGGGCGGCGCGCACGGAGCCCAAGCAGCGCCAGCUGCUGGUCUGGCGGAAGCCGCACACCCAGCGCACCGCCGGCAGCUGCAGCACCCAGCGCAUGGCCAACUCGGCGGCCAUCGCCGGGGAGGUGGCCUGCCCGUACAGCAAGCAGUUUGUGCACUCCAAGAGCUCCCAGUACAAGAAGAUGAAGCAGGAGUGGCGCAACAACGUGUACCUGGCCAGAUCCAAGAUCCAGGGGCUGGGUCUGUAUGCCGCCCGAGACAUUGAGAAGCACACCAUGAUCAUUGAGUACAUCGGCGAGGUGAUUCGCACCGAGGUGUCCGAGAUUCGAGAGAAACAAUACGAGUCUAAGAAUCGCGGCAUUUACAUGUUUCGGCUGGACGAGGAUCGCGUGGUGGACGCCACUCUGAGCGGCGGCCUGGCCCGCUACAUCAAUCACUCGUGCAAUCCCAAUUGUGUGACGGAGAUCGUGGAGGUGGAUCGCGAUGUACGGAUCAUAAUCUUUGCCAAGCGGAAAAUCUAUCGCGGCGAGGAGCUGUCGUACGACUACAAGUUCGACAUCGAGGACGACGCCCACAAGAUACCCUGCGCCUGCGGUGCCCCCAACUGCCGCAAGUGGAUGAACUAGAGGUGUGGAGCCGGUGCAGUGCCCAGUGAACAGGAACAGGAAGAGGAAGAGGAUCAGGAAGAGGACUUGCUAUACCAGACCAACUGCAUGUACAAUGUACAUAUAUGUAUAUGGAAGCGUAUACUUAUAUAGGAGCAUAGGUAGCAUCGCUAGGCAGUAUAUAGAACAUGUACAUAGGACCCUGUUAGUUAUGUACAUAUAUGUGCCCACUGUAGCUAAUUUGUAACAAUUUCUAUAUACACCCAUGUAUAUAUAUACGUCUCGCUCGUCGGGCGACGGGGAGCGGAGCGGAGUGGAGCGGAGGAGAGUGUUUCAUAGUCUAAAUUAUAAGCGUUUCUAUAUAUGUACAAAUAUUUAUAUAUAUAUAGAGAGAAAUAGGCAGAAUAUAAAUGUUAAAGCAAGGA